AUGAAGUGUUCAGCAGGUGUUAAUUUGCGUGGCGGUUAUAAGAACACUCUCAAGAAGGAAGGAAGAAGGAAGGAAGGAAGGAAGAAGAAGGAAGGAAGGAAGGAAGAAGAAGGAAGGAAGGAAGGAAGAAGAAGGAAGGAAGAAGAAGGAAGGAAGAAGGAAGGAAGGAAGGAAGGAAGGAAGGAAGGAAGGAAGGAAGGAAGGAAGGAAGGAAGGAAGAAGGAAGGAAGGAAGGAAGAAGGAAGGAAGGAAGGAAGAAGGAAGGAAGGAAGGAAGAAGGAAGGAAGAAGAAGAAGGAAGAAGAAGAAGGAAGAAGAAGAAGGAAGAAGAAGGAGGAAGAAGAAGAAGGAAGAAGAAGAAGGAAGAAGAAGAAGGAAGAAGAAGAAGGAAGAAGAAGAAGGAAGAAGAAGAAGGAAGAAGAAGAAGGAAGAAGAAGAAGGAAGAAGAAGAAGGAAGAAGAAGGAAGAAGAAGAAGGAAGAAGAAGAAGGAAGAAGAAGAAGGAAGAAGAAGAAGGAAGAAGAAGAAGGAAGAAGAAGAAGGAAGAAGAAGAAGGAAGAAGAAGAAGGAAGAAGAAGAAGGAAGAAGAAGGAAGAAGGAAGAAGGAAAAAAAUGAACUUGAUGAGAACAUUACAUCGUGUAAUGCUACCCUCAUUUAA
Schistocerca gregaria is the source of this 657-nucleotide messenger RNA. RefSeq lists its product as uncharacterized. Bases 1 to 657 code for a protein of 218 amino acids. NCBI's taxonomy places the organism in Eukaryota, Metazoa, Arthropoda, Insecta, Orthoptera, Acrididae. The record is from RefSeq and is a predicted model, not a curated record. The transcript has 2 exons.